Molecule: messenger RNA, 1259 nt
Organism: Oldenlandia corymbosa var. corymbosa
Lineage: Eukaryota; Viridiplantae; Streptophyta; Magnoliopsida; Gentianales; Rubiaceae
Source: the annotation of a GenBank genome assembly
CAACUUGCAAGGAAAGGUCGCCACAGAAAAGAUGCCUAAUACUAUAAAUUAGCGUCGUCUUCUUCCUACGUUUCCACCACAUUACUUUGAUUCUCCAAUUUUUAUGGGCUCUGAGAUUUGGGACGUUUUCUAACACAAUUCUCCUUCUCUCCCAUCUAUUCUUUCAUUCCCUUUUUUUUUAAUUUCUUUAUUCCAUUUUCUUCUUCUGCUUCUUCUUCUCCUCCAAGAAAAAAUCAGGAAAAAAAAAAUUUUUGUUUCUGGAAAAGGAAGAAGAAGAAGAAGAUGGGGAGCAAGUAUGUGGAAUUGUUAGAUGCAGGUGUGAGAAUAGCAGCCAGGUUUCAUUCCCACUGCCCACAAACCGGAAGGAUGUAUUACCAUCCUCCGGCCGGCCACCACGACGACGGCGGCCACCGCCACCGCGGUCAGGAAAAUCUCCCCCAGAAUCACUCUCUUCUUUAUGGGAUUUUUCCGGGUCAUGGAAUCACCGGUGAUGUUGCUGGGCCCAUGGCGUACAACAACAAGAUGGUUGUCGCCGGCGGCGGCAGCAGCGGCGCGAUUUUUGAUACUACUGAGUUUAUCGUUCACAAUGUUGUAUUAUAACCAUAUUUAGGUUUAAUUAAAAAAUCCAACAUUUUGUUUUGAUUCGCGGAUUAAUUAUUAUUAUUAUUAUUUGUGUUUGUUCUGGGAAAUUAAUGUUUAUUUGCGUUCCUUUUUCUUCUUUUUAACGUUGCUUUAAUUAACUAAUAACAAUUUUGAUUCUAAAUUGCGUUUCUUUGCAGCAAAGGUACAUAAAAUAUUUAAUUACAGUAGUUUAAUUCUCCAAGGGAAAAUGUUUUAAAGAUUGAAUGAGAAAGGUUCUAAGAAAAUUAUAUUAAAAAAAUACUAAUAAUAAAUAAAAAUACGAGUUGAAGAUAUUUAUUCCUAUUAUUAGCGUUGGAGAGAAGCAGAAUUUCAACGUGUUGAGAGAAAUAAAUAGAACCAUCCUCCCCAAGAAAAAGCCUCACUCGGUUAGUAGUAUUUCUCAAUGCUUGAGCACAAGUUGAAAAAAUGUGUGUGACUCUCCGGCAUAACUCAUAUUAGCCACUCUUUCUGUCUUAAAAAUAUCGCACUAGUAAUUUUCAGAUACCAUUUCUGUGGUUUGAAUUAUAAAACGUUGGAUAGUAAUUCUCAGUUUUGGCUUAUGUGAUUCGAAUUAGUAUGAAAUAUUAGAAACCGAAAAAGAAAUGUUUGUCUCCUUGUUAUUAUACCACAACUUGCUG